This is a messenger RNA of Maylandia zebra (zebra mbuna), 2052 nucleotides long. It is a transcript of the gene ccnyl1, whose product is annotated as cyclin Y-like 1. Lineage: Eukaryota; Metazoa; Chordata; Actinopteri; Cichliformes; Cichlidae. Gene Ontology annotation, biological process: regulation of cyclin-dependent protein serine/threonine kinase activity. Gene Ontology annotation, molecular function: protein kinase binding. The record is from RefSeq and is a predicted model, not a curated record.
CCACGUUCAGUGCCAAGGCUUGUCCGUUUGGGAGCUCCGGCAACAGAUGGUGGCAGUGGCGUCUACCUACGGCACAAAUCUGACAGGGAGGAGACUCAAAUGGGGGUGUCCGGAAUUGUGAAUAGAGUUGGUUGUCUAACGAUGGACCGGAAGAAGACUUUGUCAGUGCAACUCCAUUGAUAAUUUCUUGGCUAGUCUUUUAGAAUUUUAUCCUUUUUUUCUUUGUUUUCCAAAGAAGGCCGCAAAAGCCUCGAACUGGAUUUGUCGACACACUGGGCUCAGUUGCAAGAGGGCAUCUCUGGGAUUGCUCGGAAAGUCUCGUAAAAUAUGUCUGCUGGAAUGUGACAUUUUGAAGACGUAACACGGUCAUUUUGAAGAGACUGUUUUAUUUACUUGGUACCACAAAGUUGAAUUGAUGAGGAGCAGAGAAAAGUUAACGAACCGAGCUAACAUGCUAUAAUGCUAGUUGGCUACUUAGCAUCGAAACUCUGGCAUGUUGAAUGAAUGAAUGGACCAGCUGCUUUAAACUAAGAGCGGCUUUUGUUAGGACGAGAAUAUAUCGACUGUUACAUACGCCCAGUCUGACUUUCCACUAAAAGGCAAAGCUUUUGGCUGUUUGGUCUCCGGCUGCUGCUUUACUUAGCCACAAAUGGACAGGAAUGCAGUUCCUGGGAAUUGGUGGAGAGCGGCGUUUUAGGACGCAAAGAUAAUGUGCUUGUACUGAGUGCAGCCUGGUAAUGUUUAUGAGGCCGAGGGAGGCUAACCUCAGCUAGCUAUAUAUAUUUGCACUACUUGGAUUUGGCUGCUAUCGUGUGAAGCUUCCGCUCAGUUUGGAAUGGGGAAUACGGUGUCAUGCUGCGUGUCUCCGGAGUCGAGCCCCAAACUGCCAUCGAGACUGCCGGCAGAGCGGCUGGAGGAGUUCCAGACCAGCACCGAAGUGAGCGACGACACUGUGCCCUACCUGCAGCACAUAAGCGACAGAGAGGUCCCUGAUGAGCUGGCCUUGGAGUCUAAUCCAUCGGACCACGCCCGAGCAAGCACCAUUUUCCUUAGCAAGUCCCAGACAGACGUACGAGACAAGAGGAAAAGCAACCACAUAAACCAUGUCAGUCAUGUGUCCCCUGGUCCACUCUCAAAGAAAUACAGCUCCUGUUCAACCAUCUUCAUAGACGACAGCACCGUCAGCCAGCCAAACCUCAAAAGCACAAUCAAAUGUGUCACUUUAGCAAUAUACUACCACAUCAAAAACAGGGACUCGGACAGGUCACUGGACAUCUUUGAUGAGAAGUUGCACCCCUUGUCGAGAGAGCCGGUGCCUGAUGACUACGCAUAUGUAGACCCAGAACACAAACUGAUCUACCGCUUCGUCAGGACACUGUUCAGUGCUGCACAGCUGACUGCAGAAUGUGCCAUUGUCACUCUUGUGUACCUGGAGCGCCUGCUGACCUACGCUGAGCUUGAUAUCUGCCCCGCCAACUGGAAGCGUAUUGUCCUGGGAGCCAUCUUACUGGCUUCUAAAGUCUGGGAUGACCAAGCUGUGUGGAAUGUCGACUACUGCCAGAUCCUAAAAGACAUCACUGUGGAGGACAUGAAUGAGAUGGAGCGCCACUUCCUGGAACUUCUGCAAUUUAACAUCAAUGUGCCGGCCAGCGUCUACGCCAAGUACUACUUUGACCUGCGACAGCUGGCCGAUGACAACAACCUCAGUUUCCCUCUGGAACCCCUCAACAACCAGCGUGCCCAGAAACUAGAGGCCAUUUCAAGACUAUGUGAAGACAAGUACAAGGACCUCAGUCGAGCCACAAUGAGGCGAUCUCUCAGCGCAGACAACCUGAUAGGUAUACGACGCUCCAAUGCUGUGCUCUCAUAGACUGCUGCCCUCUGACCUCCAAAGUUCAGCUAACCCACAGCCAGCCCCAGAAAGCAUUACCCACAGAGUUAUCAGGCAAGGACAAAAUGCCACUGUAUGACCUGUCCACACGGUAAUUUACAUUACAGCUGUAGACGUGCGUGAUUGUUAAAUUAAAGGUGUUUACCUUAUCUGAAGCAUUA